UCAUCUUCCUCAUAAGUUUCUCCUUCGUUACUGAGUCCUCGGCCCUACGUUUCUCUUUGCUGCUGGCUAUUGGCACUCUCCCGUUCCUGCAUCUUUCUUCUCUAUGGUUGGUGUGACCCCGAUUCGUCUCUCACCAUCCUCAACCAGUUUUCUUUAUCCUCAUACGGUUCGUGUUUAUGGAUCGUUUCUUGGAUUAUCCGAUCUCUCUCUCUGUCGGAAAACUGUGCAUCAAUGUUACCUACUUUCGUCGACAUUUUUGGUCUCAAAGAUCCCGUCGGAACAGUAUUCCUAUCAUCAUCGUGUUUUCUUUGAUUUGUUUCCUUUUGUUAAAAAUAUCAUUCUAAUUUACUAAUUUUUAUACUCUAAUCUCUUAGUAGACGAAGAUGUAUGAGAAAUCAAUCCAGAAUGGAGCUGGUUCUGGAUCUGUUGCAACCGGGUUCCACUGAAAAUCGAGAGUGCGUUUGAAGAUUUGGAAGAAAGCUAAGUUACAUAAUUUUUCGUCUGAGCUAUUUGUGUAGAAACUAUGUUCAAUUGUGAUGAGUUUUUUUUAUUCUUCUUACCAGCUAUUUUGGGUCAAUUGUUUUCUUUGUGAGUGCUUUGAGGUAGUGAUUGAGAGAACGGAUUCAAGUGGGAAGCAUGCAAGGGAGUAUACUGUUUAUAUAGGGGGUGUUGGUUCAGUAUACUUGUUUUCAUUUGUAGGGUUUUUUGCGUGUUUGGUCCCAGGAAAAUGAUGUGCUUGAAAUCUAUGCUCAUAAGAAUCAAACUAGGAUGUCAACAUUUCUUCAAUUGAAAUAUCUCCAAGCGGUGUUGUUGUUGGGAACUCUACUAUAUUUAAAAUAUAACCAUUUGAAAAAGGGAUAUUGUUAUCUAUGUUCAUUUCUGUUUCAGGUUUAAAACGAAAUUAUUGACCACAAAACAAGUGAUUUGUUUAUUUUCAAUUAGUCUGGGUUGGUUUGACAUUUAUCUUUUUUUUUUUGUGUGUAAUUUGUACUUUCUUUUUCAGCUCUCUUGGAGUUUCAGCUGAACUCUUGGGUAUCAUUGAUAAAAUUUUGUAGCUUUUAUUUUAUUUUUAUUUGGGUGAAUCUUCCUCAUAUGUUCUAUCUCACUACUCAUAUUGGUGGGGAACAGUAUAUCUACAUAGUCAAAGAUAUCAUGAAUCAAUAGGUAUGGUUGGUUUAUAGAUAAUAGAUAGAUAGGUAGAUGUAUGUAGAUUCAUAGAUAGGUUGAUAUUACAUAGCUAUAUAUAGAGGUAUGAGUAUAUGUUAUUUAAUUAGGUAUGGGAACAUUGAAAGUCAUAUGUCAAUCAAUCAAUCAAUCUAUGCAAGGACUUCAACAUAAACGUGUUCUACAAGCUUUGCAUUACAGGGUUGCCCGUUUCUCUACUAUAAGUAGUGAUGAGGUGAUGGAGUAUUGUGCUGAUCUCUCAGAAGCUAUCAUUUGUUCCUUACUUGGUUCUCUUCUUUUGCAUUCCCUUUCAUUGAGAUAAGACUCAGAUCCAACACACUUUUUUCUUGCCAAGCUUUUGCUUUCUGUUUUUAUUAUCUACAUUCUUUCAUCUCUGCUAUUUUUAUAAAAUGAGUCUUGCUAUUGAUGCUAUUAGAAAAAUCUCUCCAUGGAAGGAAAGUUGGACUAUUGAGGCUAAGAUCUUGACCAUUUGGGAAGAUGCUACCAUUGUUAAUCAAAAUGUGCAGAAACUCUUACACAUGGUCUUGAUGGAUAAGCAGCACCACAAAAUCCAAGCAACUAUUGAGGAUGAUUUGAUUUCAACUUUUAUUGAUCGGUUAAAAGAAGGAGAAGUAUUCAUUAUUUCCGACUUCAAAGUGAUACCCAAUCUUGGAUUGGUCAGGGUUACAAGACAUCGUUUUUGCAUCCUUUUCAAGUGUAGUACUUUGUUGUUGCUGCUUCAAGUACAGUCAUACCCAACCCUGGUUUAAGUGUAACUUCUAUGGACCAGAUUCUUCAGAAGUGCAUUGAUUAUGAGUACUUAAUAGAUUUUAUUGGGGUGCUUUGUGGAUUGAAAAAGAGAAGGGAUGUUGAGUGUAAUGGAAAGAUAUUGAAAGUUCUGACCAUUGAAGUUUUUGCUGAUGGGAAGAAAAUCUCCUGCAAUUUUGUUGGUGAUUCUCCUGCUCUUUUAGAGAUGAAUACUUUGAAAAGGUACCAAAGACCACCUGUUGUAAUUCUGCAAUCUUUCAAGAUCAAAGUCAAUGGAGAUAAAGUCAGUCUCCAAAAUGUGAUCAAUAUUUCCCGAGUUUUGAUCAACCCUGAUAUGCAGGAAACUGUGAAUUUUCUGAAUCAAUAUGGUAUUGGGAGCCACCAUUUCAGUAGACUCUGUAGUAAUGAGGUUGGGGAUUUGGUAUGUGUAAUGGAUGAUGAAUCUUUUGAUUGGAAGCUAUUUACGCACUAUUGAUAAUCUUAAGGCCAACAAUGAGGAUGGACAAUACUUUGUGGUUGAAAAAAUUAAGGAGAUUGUUGAAGAUCCGGAGUGGUGGUUUUUUUCUUGUGUUUGCGGUCAUCCUAUUGUAGGUGAUGACAAUGUGUUCUAUUGUCAGCUGUGCAGCAGAGAGAUUCAGCAUUUUAUGAUAAGGUAAAUCUAGGUUAUGAUUUACAAAUUUACUUUCAUGUGUUCUGAUUCAAUGAUAUAAGUUGCCUUCAUGUAUCAGCCUCUUCUAGGACUGAAAAAUAGGUGAAUCUGAUAUUUACCUUCUUUAUUAUAGUUACAGGAUUAAGAUACUUGUUGAAGACGGUACUU
This is a messenger RNA of Arachis ipaensis, 2749 nucleotides long. The record is from RefSeq and is a predicted model, not a curated record. NCBI's taxonomy places the organism in Eukaryota, Viridiplantae, Streptophyta, Magnoliopsida, Fabales, Fabaceae.